GAAUUUGGCGGCGUGGAGAAAUUGGGCCCCUUUUGGGGGGUGGAGUGGGAGACGGGGAGGAGGAAAGAAGGAUUUUGGGAGAUUUUCUUUGUCCUCUCCUGGAUUUAGGACCCCGACUGAGGGACUGGGAGGGUUAUAUGGUCCAAACUCAAACGGGUUAAAGGGGAGUCCUUUUGUGGUGGGACAGUAAAUAAAGUCGAGUGCUGGAUAACAUUAGGAGGAAUUAGCUACAAAGUUAGCAGCAAAAUAGUUAUCAUUUCAUUUCAUUUUAAAGUGCUGAGAGCCCCCCUGCAGCAGUGACACCAUGAGUUGGAGCUUCUUGACACGGUUGCUGGAGGAGAUCCAUAACCACUCAACCUUUGUGGGGAAGAUCUGGUUUACCAUCCUUAUCAUCUUCCGCAUCGUACUGACGGCUGUCGGAGGGGAGUCCAUCUACUAUGAUGAACAGAGCAAGUUUGUCUGCAAUACGCAGCAGCCUGGUUGCGAGAACGUCUGCUAUGAUGCAUUUGCCCCCCUUUCCCACGUGCGUUUCUGGAUCUUCCAGAUAAUCUUGAUCUCUACGCCCUCCAUCAUGUAUCUGGGCUUUGCCAUGCAUAAAAUUGCGAGGAGUGCUGAUGAGGAUUAUAAUCCAAAGAGCAAGAAAAGGAUGCCAAUGGUCCAGAGAGGGGCGAACAGGGAUUACGAGGAAGCCGAGGAUAACGGUGAAGAAGAUCCCAUGAUCUUUGAGGACAUUGAGCCGGAAAAGGAGGAAAAGGUGGAAAAGAAACAGAAGCAACAGCAUGACGGGAGACGGAGGAUUAAGCAGGAUGGUCUGAUGAAGAUGUAUGUUCUGCAGCUGCUGACUCGCUCAGUCUUUGAGGUGGGCUUCCUCUUUGGCCAGUACAUCCUAUAUGGCUUUGAGGUGGUGCCUUCCUACGUCUGUAGUCGUAGCCCGUGUCCCCACACUGUGGAUUGCUUUGUCUCGAGACCCACAGAAAAGACCAUCUUCCUUCUCAUCAUGUAUGUGGUGAGUGCUCUUUGUCUUGUUAUGGAUAUCCUUGAAAUGUUUCAUCUGGGCAUUGGUGGCAUUCGGGAUUUCCUCGGCAAGAAACCAAAGAACCCAGCGAUUAACAUGGAUACAAAGUCUCCAAUUUCUAGGUGCCGGCCUUCGGCUCCACCAGGUUAUCACACGGCCCUCAAGAAGGACACCAAGGGCAAGAUGUCAAAUGGUAUCAAGCAAGGAUACAGGGAUAACCUGGCCGACUCUGGCAGGGACUCCUUCGGGGAUGAGCCUUCCUCCAGGGAGUUGGAGAAUCUGCGACGGCACCUGAAGAUGGCCCAAGAGCACCUAGACCUGGCUUUCCAGAUGGACACCAACAGCCCAUCACGCAGCAGCAGCCCAGAGUCCAACGGCACUGCAGUUGAGCAGAACCGACUUAACUUUGCGCAGGAGAAGGAGGGAGGUGCUUGUGGAAAAGGAGGAAUUGGAGCCUGAUCUGUUCAAUACUGGAAUGCUGCAUGUGAGCAUUGCUUCAUGCAGUCAAUGGAACUGACUACAGAAAAUCAGUAACUGGAAUUACAGUGAUAGACUUGACAUAGGAACCUUUUGCAUAUGCAGACAUGUUUAUGGGGGUUGAAAUUGUCUUUAAUCAGUGUUGCUUAGACCAGUAGAGGAAACUGUCAAGAGUUGAUGGGGCAGGACCCCCCUCCCCACAUGCACACCCACGUUUUAUUUGUUGUGGGCAUAAUAAUUCAAGCUGGAAUUAGUGCUUCAAUAGAUUUGCCACAUUUCUUGAUCUGGCCCAUUUAAGUUUGUGUUAGAAAUGUUGUGCUGAACACUGUUAUGGGUCACAAGCCAUUUAAUGUCUUUGUUUACAUUCUCAAGUCAUUCCAAAAAAACCCCAAAUAAUCGGUGUGCCAAUAAUAAAGGCAGCUCUGGCUUAUAUUUUUAUAAAAGCAGUUAUGUAAAAGUGAUGUUAACCGCAAUGCACAAAAUCCCUUGGCUUCUGUUCGAUCAAACCCGGCCCAUGAUACUCUGUAGCAUGGUUAGGUGAGAGUUUCUGUUUAUCAAGCAAUUUUGCUGUGCAAGGUUUUUUUUUUUUAAAUCCAGAUAUAAACUUGAGUAGGGAGAGAUGCACUUGGAUUUCCAGGUAACAAGUUUUGCAACUGCAAACUUAUUACCUUGCUCCAGAAGAGCAAAAAAAUAGGCUGCACAGUAUACCAAAUGCUUGUUUUCCCAACCCACGUGCUGUGAGAGUACAGAAGCCUUUAUGAUGCCUUGUCCAAAUUUCAGAAACCUGGGAAAAUCUGUGUUUUUUUUUUGUUUGUUUUGUUUUUGUUUCCCACUAUUUACUUUGUUAGUCCUGUUGCUUUUAUAAUCAUGCUAGUGACAUAUUUGUUUGUAAGACUGUAAUGUUCUGUUAACUUGAAUGCUGAUUUAUCUAUAAAGACUUCUCGGUACUGGCUUUUUUUCUCCUCCAUGUAUUCAAUGAUCUGUUAAGAUUUACUGUGGAACUUGCCACCUGUGCUGUAAAAUGUGUACUUCUAGACCUCUUCUUUCUGUGACUUAUUUUUAAACUGCAAUUUCUCAGGAUAAUCCAACUGGGAGUCUCUCGAGUCUUGUUACGAUUCCAGUUAUUUGGAACCAAAAGCAGAACAUGUAUUAGUUUCAACAAGACCUAAAAAUUGUGCAUUUAUUUUGCAGAUGAAUUUAUAACCCCCUUUACAUAGUUCAAAGCUGAGGUUUUUAAAUAAACAUGAUGCAAUA
Messenger RNA from Acipenser ruthenus (sterlet), 2746 nucleotides. RefSeq names its product gap junction gamma-1 protein-like. Lineage: Eukaryota; Metazoa; Chordata; Actinopteri; Acipenseriformes; Acipenseridae. Bases 305 to 1474 code for a protein of 389 amino acids. Gene Ontology annotation, cellular component: connexin complex. Gene Ontology annotation, biological process: cell communication. The record is from RefSeq and is a predicted model, not a curated record. The transcript is spliced from 3 exons.